This is a messenger RNA of Lates calcarifer (barramundi perch), 8079 nucleotides long. RefSeq names its product zinc finger CCCH-type containing 7Bb (gene zc3h7bb). Gene Ontology annotation, molecular function: miRNA binding; metal ion binding; protein binding. The transcript is spliced from 21 exons. The record is from RefSeq and is a predicted model, not a curated record. Bases 269 to 3001 code for a protein of 910 amino acids. Lineage: Eukaryota; Metazoa; Chordata; Actinopteri; Centropomidae. Gene Ontology annotation, biological process: miRNA processing.
CACAUUUCUCCUAGAAACUUGUUGCAGUACGGCACUGGGCAAAACAGCUAGCAGUUAGCUAGCUAACGUUAGCCGCUCAAUAUCCAGUAGCAGUCGUAGCGCAGAGAAACUCGUGCUCCGUCCACAUACCAAUGACAGGGACACUAAACUUACAGAUAUGCGCCUGGAUAUUGACUAAUAUUUGGCUGGCUUGUUUUUCCUAUCUGUAUCGCCAACGCCUUUUGAAGCUAGCUCUGACCUGGAAAGCGCUGUAACUUAACUCUCGGAUAUGGAUCCUGAACGACUGAAACGAAGAGAGGAGAUUCAGAAAGCAAUGAGCUUUAUCCAGUCAUCAUUGCCUUUUCCAGAGCCAGAGAAUUAUGAGCCGUUUUUGACCCAGUUGGUGUGUAACUUGCUGGACGAGGGCAAUGCUUGCUUUCGAGAUGGAGACUGGCGCCAGGCGACCCAGCAGUACGGGGAGGGGAUAAGUGUCGCCCGAUACGCCCAGGCCGAGGCCCUUGUCAUCCCUCAUGAGCUGCUGGAGAGCCUCUACGUCAACAGGGCUGCUGCCUACUACCAGAUGAGGGACUAUGAGCGAGGUGUUCAGGACUGUGACAGUGCACUGUAUGUGUCAGAGGGCAGUCGCAGGGCUUUGUACCGCAAGGCGCUUUGUCUGAGGGAGUUGGGACGACUCAGAGAAGCCUACGAGUGUGGAACCAAAUGCCUCCUCACAGCACCACAUGACCGACAGGUGAGUGAGCUGGCCCAGGAUCUGGCCAAUAAACUGGGCCUGAAGGGCCGUAAAGCUUACGUCAGCCCUCAGACAGAGUCCACGGCCAGCGAUGGGGAGAGUCAUGGGGAGACUUCUCCACCCACAGGAGAGAUGUCCUCCAAUGGACUGGAAUCUCUGGGUGAUAUUGGACCAGCUGACAUGUCCAGCGCACAGUGCAUCCCAGCUCCUUUGGCCACGCCCAUCCCAGUCAGCGAUGAGCCGGCGACGCCUGUGGUGACGCCGUGCACCGACUUAUCAGAGAGUCCCAGCAGCCAGGCCCUGCCUCCCAUGCCGUACUCUGUCCCGGUGUCCGAGCACAUGGACGAAUGCAGCAGCGUCAUCAAGGACGAGCUAGAAAGUCUUCUGGACUGCAUCCCCAAGAAAGUCAGUGAGAGUCCAGUCCAGGGUGCUAUCCCCACCAACCUUCCCAACACGGCGGUUGCUCUCCGGCCUCCGUACUCCCCAAACCUUCCGGCUCCGUCGCCCCAGCUUCCCCCAGCCUUCUUCAGCUCCCCCAUCAGUGACAUGCCCCCCCUGGAGCCGUACUCUCCCCUGGCCCAGCGGGACCAGGGCUCCACCCAGGCGCAGGACGCACUGGGAAGCUUCUCCACAGGGGCUGCGGAUGGAGAAGGGAAGGCAGGAGUCGCUGCUGGCGGGCUGGACUCGUUGUCUGAGUACACUCUCCCUGGGGGACGAGUGUGUCACAGCUUCAUCCCUGGAAUGCGCAACAACAGUGCAGCACAUGCAAACGGUCCAGCAGGAACAAACCUGUCUCUGCUCUCCAGGAAUCCUCUAGCAGCAACGCAUGAGUUUCGGCAGGCCUGUCACGCUUGUUACAGCCGCAUAGGUCCACGGGUGAUGGACUACAAGUAUCAGCCAGAGGCAGCGCACCGCUGCAAGAGAGAUGUGCUGCUGUGUCGCCUCAAAAACACAGAUGACCCCACCUGGAAGAGGAUCCGACCCCGGCCUGCGCGGAACAACUUCCUAGGGGCGUUUGUGCUCUGUAAAGAGGUGCAGGAGCGUCAGGAGUGUCAGUACGGGGAGAACUGUACGUUCGCUUACUGCCAGGAGGAGAUCGACGUGUGGACGCAAGAGAGGAAGGGUGCACUGAGCAGAGAGCUGCUGUUUGAUCCGCUGGGCAGUACGGAGCGACGGGCGCUCAGCGUCACCAGACUUCUGCAGCUCCACAUGGGCAUGUUCAUGUUCCUCUGUGAGGAAUGUUUUGACAGUAAGCCUCGCAUCAUCAGCAAACGCAGCAAAGAAAACUUAGCAGUCUGCUCAAACCUCACAGCUCGACACCCGUUCGAUGAUAACAAGUGCCUGGUGCAUGUGGUGAGGUCAGCCAAUGUACGCUACAGUAAGGUGCGUCCCCUGCAUCCGCUCUGCCAGUUCGAUGUUUGUCGCCAUGAGGUUCGCUACGGCUGCCAGCGAGAGGACAGCUGCUCCUUUGCACACUCGGUCAUAGAGCUCAAAUGCUGGGUCCUCCAGCAGGACACUGGUAUCACCCAUGAAGAGAUGGUGCAGGAGUCAAAGAGACAUUGGCAAAGGCUGGAGCAGAACGCACAGAAGCAGCAGAAGCCUAUCCACAUCCCUCACCCGAGCAGCAGCGUUCCCCCAGGAGGAGUAGGGGGAAUGGGGGUUGGGGGCGGAGGAAUAGGGGGAGAUGGCCUAGGUGGUGGUGUUGGUGGUGGCGGCGGCGUGAGCCCAGUAGGAGGGGUCGGGGUGGGGGGUUUGGGAGCGGUAGCAGGACGGGGACGACCCCUGAACCUGAAAAUGAAAUUUGUGUGCGGGCAGUGCUGGAGAGAAGGACAGGUCAACGAGCCCGACAAGAACCUCAAGUACUGUACUGCCAAAGCUCGGCACAGCUGGACGAAGGAGCGCCGGGUUCUGCUGGUGAAAUCAUUUGAGAAGAAGAAGUGGGUUGUCGUUCGGCCUCUGCCUUUCUCCCGCACCUAUCCACAGCAAUAUGACAUGUGCGUGCAUGUGAUGAAGCAGAAGAAGUGCCACUAUAUUGGGAACUGCUCUUUUGCCCACAGUCUGGAAGAGAGGGACGUCUGGACGUACAUGAAGAACAACAGCUUGAGAGACAUGCAACAGAUGUACGAACUGUGGCUGCAGCUCACCAAUCAGAGCAGACGUGCAGAUAGCUCGGCUGUGACCCCGCCUCCAGAGGACAAGCAGGUCACCAUAUCAGCCGACUACACAGAAAGCAUGGGGGGGCGGCGGAUGUCAGAUGGGGACGACCUCUGAGCGUUGCCGUGCCGACCAGAGGCAGCCGAUCGCCGCUGAGCAGCAGCCGGAGACGGGAGACAGGCCUGCAACACCAGCUACAACUGAACAGCCUGUCACCUUACCAGUCCGACCUCCUCUAGCAUCUAGCCAGCAGAGCGAAAGCAGAUGGAAACGCAACCGAAUAGUUGACCCCCGCACACACACACACACACACACACACACACACACACACACACAGAUUCACUCAGCACAAUACACACAUUACAGGCACCGAUUAAUACAAAGAGAAAGCUUUGUUAGUGAAAAUACAGGACUUGGCUUUAGCGUUUUUGUUUUUUUUUUUUUUCAUGCUGCAGUUACACACAGCACCUUUAGGUUCCCCUCCAGUACGUCACACCACAGAAAUACCACAGACAACUUGUUCUACUCUGACUAAAAUAAUCCGCUAGUGUUCCCUAGUGCUCUUUGGACUGAGCAGUCCAGUGUCCACCAGGAACCUCUUUUAUUUUUGUUUGUUUUGUUAGUUUUGUUUUUUUUUUUUUUAAAUCCUCAUAGCACUGAAACACUUCCUGGUUUGGGCGCGCUGGUCGCAGCUCUUAACUAUAGCUUGGCGAUAACUCAAAACUCAAUUGAAGCUCAGCGCUCUUUCGCAAAAGUGGAGUGCCAAAAAAACGCCAGGCGCUCAGUGCUGUGGAUGGUACCCAAGACUGAAAUAGAAACUGAAGCAUAAUCGAAAGAGGUUCUCGGUGGACACCUUCCUCGUUAAGCUGCGUAACAACCAAAUCCUACUCUCCUUCCUUUGUGGGAAUAUAGCAAGAGAGUCAAAAUAACUUUUUGGAGAUUUUAAGCGUCAUUAUUGUUUUGUUUUGUUUUUUUUUCCAAGGGGAGUUGUACUUCCUUGUUAUAUUGUCUGCCAUAUUGGUAGAACGCUAUGAAUGUAACGCCUGCAUGGGCCUUUAAAAAAACGAGGAAAUUAGUCACUUAAAACGUUGCUGUGGUUGUGGAAUGUAUGCAAGAACACUUGCAUGCAAAACAAACUUCGUGUAACAUUACAGUUUCUCCCUUUGCCCCCUCUUUAUUGAUAGAAAAAAGGUCCUUUGAUAGCUGUUUAUGCAAGCAUACCAACCGUUCCCGCGUGGGACAAGCACAGACACGCACACGCCCUCGUACAUUUAACCUCGUAGUUGCUGUCAGCCAACGUCCUCCUCUCUGGCUGACAAAAAACAGGGAUAAAAUGACGAUUUGGCAACAAGAAAAUGUCAAAUAAACAUUUAUGGCUAAAGUACGCAUGGCUACUGACUGGAAGUAAUCGUUGCCAAAGCGACAAAGCGGCUAUGCAGUGAGACAUGCUUUAAACGGUGCUGGUAAACAGCUGACAGAUGUGAAGCUGGUGUAGGAGGGCUACAGCAGAGUGAAUGCAGCACACACGCAAAACUCCUGCCUAGAGCUGCUGUCAGCUACAGAUCAGCUCAGACCGCAGAUGCCCAUUAAGAAGAAAUGACGACCUCACUUGGACUGAAGCACAGUGACGCUAUUAACCAUACAGAAGACUUAAGUUGUGGCGGGAAAAAAAGAUAACAGCUUUGUAGUGAUUCAGGAAAAGAUGAAUGAUGAUUUAAACACUGAAAAGCUGACUGAAGAAAAGACGAUUAAGAAUAUAUUUUUCUAUAGUUGAUUGUUAGAUUAUUUAAGAUAAUUUGAAUGUAAGGGCGAGUCGCCACGUCUUCAGUCGAACUGGGGUCAUUGUUUCUCCUGACAAACCCACCAUGCUCCCACAGCCUUCAAAUGGAAACCUGUGUUCCUCAUAUGCACCCAGAUGUUUUUUUCUUACUUUGCUCCUGUUAGCUAACGGUAGCCCCGAGAUAAACCUUUUCAUUACGGGAAACCUGCUAGCUUGAGACAGGGAAAACGAUUCGCACCACAUAUUGUGCCUCUAAACAACACAUCCACGUGGGACACACACACACACACACACACACACACACACACACACACACACACACACACACACACACACACAGGCAGGAUAUCUGUCAUCAUAUUCUAGCCUUUAAUGUGGACGGAGACACGAUGGAGGUAUGUCUAUAUUCAGAUACAUAUACACACAUAUUAUACAGAUUUACAAAUAAUGGUAUAUUACUAAUAAUAAUUGAUAACUUAGCGGUUAAGCUUAAUAAAUAUAUAACCUGAAAAUCUGUAUUGAUUACAUAGAAGAACUUCUUGUUAUUGAGGUAUUGCUAUAUGACAUGUAUCGCUGAACUAGAUGACUAUAGUGAUUUUUUUUUUUUUAAUGAUUCUUUUAUUUUGUAAUUUUUCCUUCUGUGUGGGCUGUUCCAGACGGGCUUUGUUUGAAGGGACUGCAGCAGAGAUUGAUUUGAGUUUCAGGAUGAAUGUGUAGAAAUUGAUUACUGAGGGUUAAAUCUUUACAUCAUGGAGUGAGUCACCCAUCUGAGAGGUGGUGCUUUUUUUUGGUCUUAUUUACACAAAUGCAGCAGCUAUACAGGGUGUACAGAUUAUGCAAAAUUUCCCUGAGGCUGAACUUUAUAUUUUAAGUAUUUAUCUAAUUUUCUAUCCUGAGUGGCGUCAGCUCAGUGCAUUAAUUCCAAAAAUACUCAUAUCACACUCAAGCAGCACCGAGAACAUUGUGGUUAACUGGUGCAAAAACGUUAAAAGAAUAAGUUGAAAGAAGAGAGAUUAUCGUUAUAGAUGAUGUUCCAGCUCUGUCUGCAGUCCCUUCAUAGGCUGCAGUGUCUUAAUUAUCCAGCUCCUGAAAACUGACUUUAAUGAGAAUUUAGCUGCAGAUCUCAGAUCAGUUUUGCUGGUCCUUCAGCAGCAGUGUUUUUGGGGGAUUGUUGAUAAUGAGCCCUUGUCUGGAACAGCCCAGGUAUUAGCUUCUUUGAGGGAUCGUAUUACUACUACUACUCCUAGUAUUAUGAUGAAUAUGAUGACGAUAAUGAUUGCUAUCUAUUGACUAUUUCUAUUUCUCUUCUAUAUGCUAUUGAUAUAUGUAUGUUAAUUGCAAUGUAUAACUCUCUCUUUAUAUAUGUAUCCAUGUAUGAAUAUAAUAAUUUACAGUAAAUAUGUGUCUGUGUAUGCAGCAGUGCACAGCUCUGUCUGCAGAGGCAGUGAGCAGAAAACAUCCAGCUGUUGUUGAGUUUUAGUUCAGGUGGUGGCGUCGGUUAUCGGCCACAAACAGCUGGAGGUUGUCAGUGAUACCAGAUGUUUUUACAGUGUGGUAGACCUGCUAUAUAUUAAUGUCUCAGCUCUGUUAGUAGCUGUUAGGAUAGUUUAGGCACUGGCCAGAGGGGAAAAAAGAGGAUAGUUGAUGAUUAAAUUAUAUAUACUGCCAACUGUUUCCCUUCCAGUGUCUCAGCUCUCUGCUCACUGCCUGUGCUCUGCGGACAGAUCUGGAAUCAGAAGCAUACACAGAGGCCUAUAUACUCCCGUAUAGCGCCUUAUUCGAUAUACUACACCUAUAAGAUGAUACAUACCCCUAUUGUAUAAUCCUGCUUACUAUAUACAGUAUAUGAUACCUGAUACCUAUUAUAAUACUUAGACACCCUUAUAAGGUAAUUUAGAUAAGAGAUGGUGGAGCUGUUUUUUUCUGUGGCUGUGGAAGAGUAACGUGUUCCCAUCUUGUUUUUCAGGCAGUUUAAAAAAGGACAAGUUGUUAGGAUAAGUGCCACAUACUCAAAUGCUCUUUGUCACUCAAGUAGACAACAAGAAAAAAAAAAGGUCCUUGUUUGAAGUCCUUCCUUCCUGGAAAAACAGCAGAGCAUUUGAGUCAAGGCUCCUCUUCCAUUGUUGGAGAAAGACCAGCACUGAUGAUGUAACUGACGCGCACAGGAAAAAAAAAAAAGAAAACUGUGGAUGUCUGUGCUGCAUGUUUUGUGUUUGUGUUGUUAAAGGCAAAUCGUGACACAAAUUUAAAAGGGGAGGCAGGUUGCUGCUACUACAUCUGCAUUUUAUAACAUCAGCUCAGAUUUUCCAUCUCACACAGACUUAUUGUGCAACUUCGAAGAGUAAACUUUAAGAUACUCUUGCCAGGCAGCGGACAGUAACCCUUGAACAGUGGCAAAAUCACUGUUUCAUUGUCCUAAAUCAUUCAGGGUUUAUUUAUCUUUACAGCCUGACUGGUGCCAUGCACCAAUCACAGCCGGGAAAACAAGAUCAUGUGACUUUAAAAGGCUCGUAACAUUACAAGCAUAUAUAUAUAAUGUUUUUACAUCCUUCUCGCGGUGCUUAACAAGUUCGGAUACACUCAACUGAAACACAGUCGAGGACAAUCUCAGUUAACAGUGAAGUCCUAAUUACAUUAUUAAUGUCCUUUGAAGGUUACUGUUCCAUACUUCAAGCCUUGACCUUUGACCUCAGGCUGGCUUUAAGCGUAAGAAACCCCCAACAUGUGCUGACUCUCACAGUCUUUCAUGCCAUCAUUUCAAUAUAGUAAUAAUUCCCUCAGUGUGUCAGUACACAGACAUGAUGGCAUUUCAUUAAUCAGCAACAUGAGUAACUUUUUAUUUGUUUAUAAAAGACAGAAAGUCCACACUGAGUCUUAUAGUUUAUUUCUGGAUAAAGCAGGCAGAAAGGAAUAUAAUUAGUUGCAUUAAUUAAAUCAAUGAUUAUUACUUGACUUAAAGGUUAUUUUUUGUCUGUCCUGACUAUAGUGGCUUAUAUCUUGCUCAUCAGUUCUGGUUAUUACAUCCUGCUGCUGCUCAACAAAUAUUCACAUGACUGUACCUUCCCCCUCUCCUGGCCCCUUAAAGAGUUUGUGUCAUUUGAUUUGUGGCGCCAACACACACCUGCACAGCCACAUAAAAACCUUAAUUAUAAAUCGGUUUUCAAUCCGUUAGGAAAUUAUUGGGUUAAUUGAAUUGUUUUCAGCACCUCGGCUUAAAGAAACCAGGGUUGUAAGAAGUGGAAAAAACAAGGCCUCUUUUUGUACUGUAUUUUUACAUUUGGUUGUUUUCAUGUUUUGUUUUAUCUUCCUGACUUUGUUUUCUCUUUUCUCCUCCCUGGUUGGAAUUUCAUGAUCACACAAGUGGACCAAAUCUCUUGAAAGCAUUUAAUAAACAGACUGUUUUAGAAAAACAAAA